CGAAGGAUGACUUGAAUUUGUUUGGAGUGGUGGAGACAAAGGAGGAGGCUGUACAGUCUUUGAGGGUGGUUGCUUUUGAGUUCAAGCAUUCCUCAUCAACGAAUGCUAUCCUCCAUAAAACAUAAAAUAAGAAAAAAUCAAUCAGACCAACAACAACAACAUCAACAUCAACAACAUCAUCAUCAUCAUCAGCAUGGAAAACAAGAACCCAUCAGAAGAAGAAACAACAGCAGAAGAACAGGAAAAAGAACAAGAACAACACGGACAAGAACCAGAACAAGAUCAAGAACCAAAACCAGAACCAGAUCAAGAUCAAGAACCAGAACAACAGCAAGAACAAGAAAAACAACAACAACAACAACAACAACAACAAGAACAAGAACAACAAGAACAAGAACAAGAACAACAAAAACAAGAACAAGAACAAGAAGAGCCUCCUCAAUCUCCCUCACCCGAACCAACCGAUAGCACUUCAAGCAAUCAACUGACUAGCCCAUCAGCAGAUCCAACCCAAAAACCACCCUCAUCAGCACCUAGUAGCCCACUGGACUCAAUCAAACUUGGAUCAAAUGAAACCGAACCGCUCGAUUUAAGUACCUCCGACCUCGCUAUCGCAUUGGAACCAUUCGGCUAUGGAAGGGAUAGGCUCACCGGACAGAGAUCAACCACCCUCAGGCAACUCCCAGAUAUCCUCACCAAGUUUCAAAACUCUCGGGAUACCGUCUAUUUCACUAAGGAUGGCCUCAAACAGAUCAUGGACUACGCUGCAAGCAACCCAGAACAAGUAGUCGAAAACGAUUUCCUCAACGGUCUCCUCCAAACCGCCAAACAGUACAACGCCAAUCCUUCUCAUCAAGAACCUUCAGAGCGGAACAGCCAAUCUCCUUCCCCCGACCACCGUAUUCGUACCACAGAGUCUCCCUCUAGCAGUAAUGGCGAUCGUCGAGGUGUCUACUACGGCUCGAAUUCAUCCUCUCCCGCUCCAUCCGUAUCAGGGGAACAACAGGACCAACUCUCCGAACUCAAUCAAGCUGAUAACUCAUUCGAUAGCAACCAAGAACACACCAUCAUCGCUCAUGAGCACCCCCCAAGCACUUCCAGCUCUCAACUAUCACCCCCUAAACUUAUCCGCAAACCUCCCCCACCCGAGCGACACCGUUCGGUUCCAAUCGGCUUUGGCGAUACCUACCUCAAAAGACCUCGGCCACCAAGUAGGAGAAGCAAAGUCUCGAGCGUCGAUUUGCCUUCAACUUACUCCACUCCCUCCAAAUUCGCCCAACAUCGUCCAACCUCCUCCACUCUCCGCACCCAGUCUUCCCCCGGCGCGGAAGCCGAACUAGAUAGCAGUCAGGAUCCCAAUUCUAACCAAAGCCCCGAACUCCAGCUCGGUACUCCCUUCUCAGCCCGCAAUCCUCAGUCGCAGUCUUUACACAGCUCGGCCGCACAUCUGACACCCAACAACCUGUCAACUGUGAUCUUCAACAACCGACAACGUGGUCUAUACGAUUCAUCUGAGGACAGUCUGGAAGCUGAAGCCCCACCGGACUCGAAUGAGAGUGCGCCGGACCCGACGGACAUCAUCCGACGGAUCCGAACGGACCCCAGUAGUCGACCGAACUCGAAAGUGUACACUCGAGUCUGGGAAUCAGGCAUCGGCCUCGACGGCUAUCCCACCCCACCCGCCGAGCUUCACACGAUGAUGAAUGCUGAAGAUCUGGUCCGAAGCUGCGAAGAUCUGAAAACUAAGAACAAGGAACUCGUCAAUCAGAUCGUCGCCUUGGAAAAGAUCCAUGAGGACGAGAUCGUCAGAUUGACCGACGAAGUCGACGAACUCAAACAGGAACUCUCCAGUUGCAAAAAAUCCGAAAAGGAGCUUGCAAACGUCUCCUCUACUCUUAGAUAUCAACUCACUAACUCGGAUGAUCAGAUGAGUCGAUUGAACUCGAAUAUGAGCCUCCUCGAAGAUAAUUAUCAUAAGAUUAAGCUCAAAUGGGAAGAGGCUGUUGCUGAAUCAGAAAAACUCAGGAGGCAACUUAAUCUUAAGGAAGAAGAACUCAGAUGCGCCAAUCGAAGCAUUCAAUCCCAUGCUAGUGAAGUCAAAAAGUGGGAACUUGACCGACAGAUGCGAGAAGAUCACAUCAAGAACUUGAACGUGGAAUUGCAAGAACUCCAGACGACACGGGAGAUCCUAGAAGAACAAAAGCAAGCAAAUCUAGAUUUGAAAGCGACGAUUGACCGAUUGAAGUCACGGAUCCGAGAUGAGGCCCCAUGCCUCGACGGUGAUGAUGAAAGAGAGAUCGAGCUCCAGGAUGCGUCGACGGACACAGGCAGACUUGACGACGUUCAAGACGGCGGACACCCAGACGGAUCCGAUCCCGGAGCCGCCGCCGGUCUACCGCCCCAAGAUGGAAGAUUUGCAAGUCCCAAACCGAGCCCACUCCAUCCGAAUCAGAAUCCACAGAACAAGAAGAAGAGGCGGAGGAAACGGAAGAAGAGGAGGAGGACCCGCUCUUGAAGCUGGUCGCUGGGAUUGAUCCCCAUGUCUUGAAGCUCGCAAUCGAUCAUAUCAAGCGAGAAAUGACUGAGCCUGCUCAACAAGGCCCCUCCGAGGAGGACCAUCGGGACGACUCGGGUUCUUCGACGGCAUCCUCUAGUCUAAGCGAGGCUGAGCCGAGUCCGACGGCCGAGCCGGACGCCGAAGCCAAGCCCUUUAUGAGAGGCGGCUCUCCAGAAGGGACGAGUUACUGGAGUCGCUGGGGUCUUUCGGCCGUCGAGCUGCUCUCGUUAGACGGCCUGUUAUCCUCACUUGGUAUGCGUGAUCGAGCGUCGGAGGCGGAGGACGGGACGGAGGGGGAGAAGAGAGCAGGGCUUGAGAGGGAGGACGUAUUAAGACGCCGGCUCCGAAUAUGCUCGUCCUUGGUCAUGUUCCUGGCCACCGGAUACGUGCUCGGCAACCUGAUCUUCCGGGGCCCGUCGAGCUUCACAUGUCCCUCAGGAACCCUCCUCAACGCCACCUCCCCAUCCGCCUCAUCAUCCUCUUCAUCAUGCAUAAUCGAAGGGCUCAAACGGUCCAACUCAGACCAUCUCGCCUAUUCUCUCCUCCUCUCCUCCCCCUCUCCUCCCCUGCCAACGGCUUUCAAUUCCUCCUCUGCUGCGCUCGGUCAUUCGGCUUCUUCGAUCAGAAUCCAGCCCGCCAGUCUCGCCCAGCUUAUCGACUUCAAUGCCGUCGCCGCCGGCAAAGAGGGAUUCAUCGUACAGAUUCGUAAUCAUAUCGAUCUGCUUCUCCGGUGGAAAGAUUUCGGCACUAAUAUGCUGUGGAGUACCGUCUCCAAGUACCAAACUAAUCCCACCUAAACACACACACACACAGCCAUCAAUCUCUCUUACAACCCUUCUCUCUCCUCCUCAUUUUUUUUUUCUAUAUCUCCUGCCUUAUCCCUUUUCUCCUCUUAUCUUCUUUUUUUUCUUGAAUACUUGGGCUCCAUUUUCUUUUGCAUUUUUUCUUCUUCGUUUGAUUAAUUAGAAGUGGAGUGGAGGAGUGAGUGAUUGUGCGGAAGUGUGGAGUGGGUUGUUGAGUGACUGGCCGAAGCAGAGAUCUGGUGAUGGCGGUGGUCGCUAGCAAUUCAUGUUCUUUCUUUCUUUCUUUCUUUCUCUCUCUCUUUUUUU
Messenger RNA from Puccinia graminis f. sp. tritici CRL 75-36-700-3, 3666 nucleotides. RefSeq lists its product as uncharacterized. The transcript has 6 exons. NCBI's taxonomy places the organism in Eukaryota, Fungi, Basidiomycota, Pucciniomycetes, Pucciniales, Pucciniaceae. The record is from RefSeq and is a predicted model, not a curated record. The coding region runs from base 194 to 2515 and encodes 773 amino acids.